AUGGACUCGAUCUUCGGCAUUGUGGGCAAGGACUUCGUGCUGCUGGCAGCGGACUGCAAAGUCGCGCGCAGCAUCUUGGUCUACAAGGACGAUGAGGACAAGUCCAUAAAUCUCGAUGACCACAAGGUGAUGGUGACGUCCGGUCCUCAGAGUGACCGCUUGGCGUUCGGGGAGUACAUCCAGAAGAACAUGAAGCUCUAUGAACUGCGCAACGGCGUGACGCUCGACGGUCCGGCCACAGCCAAUUAUGUGCGGGGAGAGCUGGCACGCUUCCUCCGCCGAGCCCCGUACCAGGUGAAUCUCCUGCUUGGCGCUGUGGACGCGUCUCCGGAGCAAACGAGCGAGCCAAGUCUUUAUUGGAUUGACUACUUUGGAUCUAUGGCCAAAGUGAACUUUGGUGCACACGGCUAUGGUGCACACUUUUGUCUAUCCAUUUUCGACCGUGAGUGGAAGCCCGACAUGUCGCUGGACGAAGCCAAAGACGUGCUCAAAAAGUGCCGCGCGGAGCUCGACCAGCGCUUCCUUGUGCGCAAUGGCCAGUGGGCGUACACGUUGAUUGAAACCAGCGGUAUCUCGCAGAUCAAGCUCGAGUAG
This is a messenger RNA of Peronospora matthiolae, 594 nucleotides long. NCBI's taxonomy places the organism in Eukaryota, Oomycota, Peronosporomycetes, Peronosporales, Peronosporaceae. The record is from the annotation of a GenBank genome assembly.